Molecule: messenger RNA, 6284 nt
Organism: Biomphalaria glabrata
Lineage: Eukaryota; Metazoa; Mollusca; Gastropoda; Planorbidae
Product: spondin-1
Exons: 19
Coding region: 560-3322 (920 amino acids)
Biological process (GO): cell adhesion
Cellular component (GO): extracellular matrix
Molecular function (GO): serine-type endopeptidase inhibitor activity
Source: RefSeq, a predicted model, not a curated record
GAAGAAGCAAAAAAAAAAAAGUACUAUACUACAGUCACGCGUAUUUAAAAACAUAUCUAUCUCAGACCUUUUAUAUACACUGACGAUUAUAAUUAGUUGCAAGUAACUCGAAGUCUUUCGGAGGUUUGCAAUAUUUUUGUUCUGUACUUUGAAAGUGCCUAGAAAAUCAUAUAGACAUUUGAGCAGGAAACAUUUGUGUGGGCUUAUCGCAAAGUUUCAACCAGUUGUGACAAAGUGUUGCCUUUUUUCUCGUUGGGAUUAUCACAAGUCUUGCUUUCAGUAACAGUGCAAGGUGUGUGGAUUCGAUUGCUCACAUGGAUAUGUUACCGUGGAUGAUAUCCGUAAAACAAUGGAUUUAUGUCCUAGUAACAACCUGACAGUACUUAGUAUAUUCAGUAGUACUUGGUACUAAGUAUUGUACAAAUGCACUGAGUGCAUGGUCACCUAUUGACUUUAAAAACUAAAAGAUCAAGCCACCUCGUUGUGUUUCUUAACUUCGUGUGUGUGUGUGAAACAAUUCUGUGAUAUAUUUCAUAAAAUAAAAUUACGUUGUUGAAUAAUGGCAGACAUACGACAGUCUGUAACCAUGACAACGGUUUUCCUGCUUCUGUGUCUGCUGUGUUUUUCGGCAGACGGCAAUAUUGCCUCCUAUGUGAAACAGAUCUGCGAAAGGAAACCCAUUCACACGACAGCAGACAAGACCGUUGGUGAUAACGGAUUCCGGAUUAUCUUUGAAGGAUUACCUGGUCCUGAUACCUACAGGCCUGGAGAAACAUAUACAGUGAUUAUCAAUGGGAGCACUCCUCAACAAAGAUUAAUGGGUCUGAUGGUCACAGCCACAGCUACAGACAAGAAGGGGGCCACGUUUGUCCCUGGGACAUUUAAUACAACUGCUGACAUCCGAGUCCAAGACUUAAAAGAAGAUAAAACCUGUGACGAGUCAGUGAUAGCCCACCGGUACCUGGUGAACAAGAACGGAGUCUUCUUUCGGUGGACCGCCCCGGUACCAGGAACUGGGUGCAUCCACUUCAAUGCUACAGUCAUCGAGCGGUCAGAUGUGUGGUAUAAAGAUGAAGGUAGCCUCCACAAGGUCAUUUGUGAGGAGACUGCCCAAGAAGACUCUGCCAGUGCCAUCAACAAUGACCCUCCCAACCCACAAGACGAAUGUUGCGCCUGUGGUCACGCUAUGUACACAGUGGAGUUUAAAGGGCUUUGGUCAAGAAAUACUCACCCUAAAGGAUUUAUUGAGGACAAAUAUUCGUACCAACUCCAUUGGUCAAAUAUUGUAGGAGCCACCCAUGGUACUGACUACAGAAUCUGGGAAUAUGGUCAGUAUGCCAGUCGAGCGGUCAAGGAAGUCUGUGAAUAUGGGUCAUCAAGAUCUCUUGAAAAUGAGAUGAAAGAAAAUAGUGACAAGAUACGGACUGUAAUCAAGACGAAUCAGCUCUGGGGCCCAGACAAAAUUUUAGAGUCAGUGAAAGCUGUGUACACCGUGAACAAACAGAAACAUUUCUUGUCAUUAAUCACAAUGGUGGGUCCCAGCCCUGACUGGUGCUUGGGUUUGAGCAGUCAGAGUAUGUGUACUGCUAACUGUACAUGGAAAGAUCAUCUUGAAAUUGACCUUUACCCCUGGGAUGCUGGGACAGAUAGCAGAGUUACAUACCUUGGUCGUAAAAUUCCAACACAACCUCCAGAACGCAUCCAUAGGCUGUCUAGCAACAUCCCUAAUGAUGCGGAAAGUCCUUUCUAUGGAAUAGACAUCAAACCAUUUGCCAGGCUGACAAUCACUAAAAACAAAGAAGCAUGUACUGAUGAUGAUGGAAGAAGUAACUCUGCUGAGUCUCCCAGCACUGAUGAACUUGUUAGCAUGAUGAAAAAGAAAAUGAUGGAAAAGAAGAAGUUUGAUAUGGAGAAAUGUGCCACUAGCCUGUGGUCUGACUGGUCUGAAUGUUCUAACCCUUGUGGUGCUGGUCAGAGAGACAGAAGGAGAAUGUUGAAAAAUCCAGGUGUGACAAAAGAUAUGUGUGACCUUGAACUGACAGAAACAGAAGCAUGUACUGGUCCCUGUAAAGAGAAACGUAAAAAGCUUCAUGAUAGUUAUGUGAUGCGCCAUGAUGAUGAAAGAGAUCCAUCAGAUUUAUGUGCUGUCACAAACUGGUCUGAUUGGUCACCAUGCAGCGCCACCUGUGGACUUGGCAUGAAGGAACGAUGGAGAAUGUUCCUACACAACACUGAAAAACGAGUGGAUUGUGGGGUUCACUUAAUGGAAAAAGACUUAUGUAGGGGAGAGAUUUAUGAUUGUCAGAAAGCUAUGAUGAUGAAGAAUUUCACAGCCAUAUGUCAACAAGAAGCUGAUGUAGGACCAUGCCGUGGGGAUUUCCCAAGAUGGUUUUAUAAUCACACCAUGGAAAAGUGCCAGAUAUUCAGUUAUGGAGGAUGCAGAGGAAAUGAAAAUCGUUUUGAGACUGAAAAAGAAUGUGUGGAUCUUUGUGCUGAGCAUAUGGCUGAUAUCUUCAGAAAAGAGCACAUGAUGGUCAAACAAGAAAUGCCAAACAAACAAAUGGAAAUGGAAAGACAAAUUAUGAUGGAAAAAGAGAGAAUGAUGGCCAACGAUGAAAUGAAGGAGAAAGCUAAAACAAUGGAAGAAGACAUGAGAAGGAAAGAAUUGAUGAUGCAGAAACAAAAGAUGGAGGAAGAAAACAGAAUUGAACAAGAAAAUGCCAUGAAAAAAAACAUGAUGCUUCCUAAUCAGCAAGAGCAAGAUGAAACUAUUCCAGCAUUUGAGGUCACAAGUAAUGAAGAAACUGAUGUGAUGAGAAAAGAAAAAAAAGUUCAACGAAAAAGAGACAAAUGGGAAAGAAGAUUGGACAAGAAAAGACGUCAGAAGGGAUCAGAACGUAAAACAAAUUUAUCAGAUGGCCCAGUUAUAGACUGCAUGGUCACUCCUUGGUCAGAAUGGACACCAUGCUCUGUAACUUGUGGCAAAGGAUUCAUCACAAAGACGAGAAUGAUCAAGAUCCUCCCUCAAAAUGGUGGCCGAAAGUGCCCCAAGAAAUUGAGCAAGAAGAAAAAAUGUAAAGAAAGAAAGUGUCCAGUAAGUUGUGAGCUUUCUGAAUGGUCUGAGUGGUCAUCAUGCUCCAAAACAUGUGGGGAAAGCUCAGUGCAGGUCAGGCAACGCACAAGGUUAUCCAGACCUUGGCGUGGAAGUCAAGCUUGUCCGUCAAAGAGACAGAGGCGCUUCUGUAAUGUGCCAAUGUGCACUGAUGCAAAUGUUUCAAACCCAUAUGAUAGUAAGCGUAAAGCAGAUUUUUUUAUAAGCUGAAAGAGGACAAAUCCAAAUAUCCACCAGUUUGAAAGUAUGUUCAAUUGCUUGCCUUCGGCUGCAUGUUAAUGCUAGAGUAUGAUUGGUCAGCUUUGGUUUCUGUCACUUCAUGUUUGAGUGACAUAGUUGUUGUCUCUUUUUUUUUCUGUAGUUGCUUUGGACUAGUAACAAACUAAGUAAUAAUAAUGAUAUCAACAUUAUACAAAUUUAAAAACAUCAAUAUACCAAAUAUUAUAAUUCUUGAUUUGACUAAAUUUUAGAUUGUUGUGGUAUGUGUGUGACUUUAUCCGCUUCUUAACUUUUUAUCAUAUGACCAUUUACUAUUUGGCGUUUGGUAAAACAAAAAUGAGACAAUAUGCUAGAAAUAUAUAUAUAUAUAUAUAUAUAUAUAUAUAUAUAUAUAUAUAUAUAAGACUAUUAUUAAUUUGUUUCUGUAUUUAUAUAUUAACAUUGCAUUCUGUAUCAACUUAGCUGAAGUCUCUACUUUGUUAUUUCAUGCAAUACUCUCUGCCUAGAAGAUCUGUAGACUAUAUUUCUAUUAGUUGUCUUAAUUAUCUGGAUAUCAUGGUGGGUCUUUCAAUUCUAAUGUCUAUUUUGAUAUCUGCUGAUGAAGAACACAUUUUUCUUUACAGAUGGAGGAGAGCAUGCGGAACUACUUUUUGAUGUACCAUCGUUACCACUAACUCACCUACAUUAACACAUUUUAGUCCCUUGGAAUGCUUAUCAAAUGGACACCGAUACACCUUACUAGUACUAUACAAAGUUCUCAUUUCACUAACACUUAAAAAACUGAUGUUAAAAGCAUGAGUUAGAGCAGGAUCAACUGUACUAAUAUUUUCUUCACUAAAGGUUUUUAUGGCAUGAACUUCACCAUCACUAAACAUGUCUAAGAAGUAGUUGACAUUUUUAUUUCAAAUGUUGAUCUGUACGCCUGUUUUUACCUCACUUUUACUACUAUGGUAAAAUUUAAUCCUAGUUAAGAAGUAAUGAUGAAGCAUGUUCCAUAAGUGGGUUGUUUGUAGACUGCUUGAAUCAUGAAUGCCAAUAUACCUCUUAAUGCAUGUUAAUCUUGUAAUUUAUUGUUAGCACAUGUUAUUAUUUAUUGAACAUUUCAAUGAAAAGGCUUUACUGUGAAACUUGUCACCAGAUGGUAGCUGAGUUCAUGUAAAUCAGAUUUUAGAAAUACUAAAAACUUGUACAAACAAACAUUAGAGACAUCAAGUUUUUUGACUUCAAUAUGAUGUUGCAUGAAGUCAAUAUUCAUGAACACUUUUACUCUAAAUGAAAUGUUCCAAACCAUGGAACCAAGUUCAACUAUUUAGGGAGAUGACCAAUGAGACCCAAUCAAAAAGUGUAGGAAACAUUUGGUGGGAUACCACUUUGAAAUUCACUUGAUCUAGCUAUUCAGAUCUACAUCUAGAUAUCUAGUUCUAGUGACUUCACAGAAAGUGUACAUGUUGUGAAACAAUGGCUGCCCAUGCAGUGAAUAAAAAUAGUUCUAUUUUAAUCCGAGUAGAAUUGAAAUAUAAAGGCAAUCAGAAACUAAAGAAGGAAGGCAUCCAUACUUUAUGAUUAAAUUGAUGCAUCUUGAUAUUUCAUAACAGCUACAUUACAAAUAGUCUCAGUUUAAUAAUUGCAACAUCCACUGCGGCAGCAAGACUAAUCAUUUGUUAAUUUUAAGAUUGAUAAUUAUCAGAACAAAAUCAAAUUUCAUAGUUUAUUACCAUAAUGUAAAUUUUGUUCCUCUAUGGCAUAAUUUGACUUGUACAUUUACUUUCAUUCUGUUUUUAUUUAAAUUGUAAUCAACUUAGUUCUCUGCCUGCAUUGAACUUACUUGCUGUAUGAAUUGACAUUUACUUCAGUUAGGUAAAUAACUUCCUAUGUAUUGUAACUAGGGUAAACAAACUGAACAUUACUUUUCUUUUUAGGAUGAAAGUGUUUAGUUGAAAAUGAACACUUGUUUAAAAAAAUGGGAGUAAAUGUUCAUUCAAUUGUCUGAUGUAUAUAUUAAAAAUGUGUAUGUGUUAUUUUGAAAUACCUCCUUCUUAAUUUUGUUUUAAUAAUAUAUUUAAAUUUUAUAAAUCUAUUUUAUUUCAAAUUGUCAAUAGUAAGUCAAAAUAGACAUGAAUAAUAUGUUUUAGUUUUGAUGGAUUUUAAAAUUAUGUAUUUAUGAAGAUUAUUUCCCCUAUUUUUAUGGCUUUUGAUGUAAUUUUGACAUUUUAGAUGUAAAAAAAAAAUGUCAGGCACUGUGACCUAUGCCAAAGUUCAAGGCCUGAAGUUCAAACAAGCCCACUAUUUGAUUCACAACAAUAAUUGAUCCCUCCCCUCUUAAUCUGCUUCGUGCAUAUGUUUAAAAAUAAGUCCGAUUCUGGAGAACAUCUAUAGAACUUAGUCUAGUAUUUGUGACAAAAUAAAAUAAUAUACACAUAUAUCUCUAUAAUGUUUUGUGGAAGCCACUCUGUUUAAAUGCCUCUUGACUUCUCUUAUAAAGUUUGAACUUAAGUAAAAGAUUUUCACUGGAGCAGCAUGUUUCUUUUUAUAACAUAAGAUUCAAUACUUGACAAAUCAUCAUUAUCUUCAAUUGCUUAAAUGGUUUCAUUUAGGGUCCCUAUUAUCAUGUGAUCUUGUAUUUAUAGAUCUUGAUCUAUUAUUGUCUCAAGAAGUCAUUUAAUUAAUUAAACAGUGAUAUAAAAAUAAAGUUAUGAAAACCUGAAAUAGAACUUUAAACUAAGCCCACCAAACUUUUUUUUCCACUUGAUAACAGAUUACACUUUGAAAACUAUUAUUAAAAUCUGUAUCAAUUACUUUCUGUUUAGGUUUUGUUAUUCUUAUUUAUUUCUUUGUGUUUGGCUGCUGAGACUGUUCUAUCAGUACAAACUAGUGCUGUACAAUAAUCAAGUCACCUUUGGUAACAAACAAUAGUGCUGUAAUAUAAUCUCAUCAAUUAAAGUCACAAAUUGUA